UGCGCGGCGAGAGGCUCGAGAAAGAGGCUCCUGCCCUGACCGGCGCUUGAGGCAAAGUUCUUCCCGCCAGGACAAGGCCCUGUCUCCCCCUGGCUGCUCCCGCCAUGGGGGAUGUGAAGAAUUUCCUUUAUGCCUGGUGUGGCAAGCGGAAAGUCACCCCAGCUUAUGAGAUCCGUGCUGUGGGUAUCAAGAACCGACAGAAGUUCACAUGUGAGGUUCGAGUGACAGGCUUCAAUUAUAUUGGUAUGGGUAACUCCACAAACAAGAAAGAUGCACAAACCAAUGCCGCAAGAGACUUCCUUAAUUACCUUGUUCGAGUGAAUGAAAUCAAGAGCGAAGAAAUUCCAGCUUUUGGAGCAGAAGUCGUGAGUGCUCCGGCUGGAGGUGUAGCUGGAACAGAAGAAGGUGGAGAUAGAGGUGAUGCUCCUUUGGGAGGGCCGGAUCCUCCUCAUCUGGCUCUCAAAGCAGGAGUAGAGGAUGGUGCUCCUGCGAUUGGAAGCUCUGGCUAUGGUGGAGCUCAGUGGGACCGUGGAGCCAAUUUGAAGGAUUACUAUUCCAGGAAGGAAGAACAGGAGGCCCAGGCAACCUUGGAGUCAGAAGAAGUAGACUUAAAUGCUGGCCUUCAUGGAAAUUGGACCUUGGAGAAUGCCAAGGCACGCCUGAACCAGUUUUUCCAAAAGGAGAAGAUGCAGGGAGAAUAUAAAUAUACUCAAGUGGGACCUGAUCACAACAGGAGUUUUAUUGCAGAAAUGACCAUUUAUGUCAAGCAGCUGGCCAGAAGAAUCUUUGCUCGUGAGCAUGGCUCAAAUAAAAAGCUGGCAGCACAGUCCUGUGCUCUGUCUCUGGUCAGACAACUCUAUCACCUGAGUGUCAUUGAACCUUACUCUGGGCAGACCAAGAAGAAAGAAGGUGAAUCGGUGGAGCCCUAUGAAGUCAACCUCUCUGUUGAUUUGGAAAGUCAACUGCAAAGUGUUAUAGAAGAGAUGGGUCUUGAAAUCGUUCCACCGCCUGAGGAUCCCAGCUUCCCUGCCAUACUCAACCUUGGAAAACUGGCCCAUUUUGAACCAUCCCAAAAACAGAAUCAAAUGGGCGUUGUGCCAUGGUCACCCCCUCAGUCAAACUGGAAUCCAUGGACCAGCUCCAAUAUUGACGAAGGUCCUCUGUCAUAUACCACGCCAGAGCAGAUAAGCAUUGACCUGAAAAGCAACCUCAUGUAUCAGCUGGAAAAUGAUCAAGAGCUACUGAAAAUUCUUCAAGAGAGGGAAACCUUGCCUGUGAAGAAGUUUGAGCAAGAGAUUCUGGAAGCCAUCCAUCAGAAUUCUGUUGUCAUCAUCCGUGGGGCGACAGGUUGUGGCAAAACCACACAGGUUCCACAGUACAUCCUGGAUGAAUUCAUCCACAGUGGAAGAGCUGCUGAAUGUAGCAUUGUUGUGACUCAGCCCAGGAGGAUCAGUGCUGUUUCUGUGGCAGAACGAGUGUCCUACGAGAGAGGAGAAGAACCUGGGAACAGCUGUGGCUACAGUGUCCGCUUUGAAUCGGUGCUUCCUCGGCCUCAUGCCAGUGUGAUGUUCUGCACUGUAGGUGUCCUCCUGAGAAAGCUGGAAGCUGGUAUCCGAGGAAUCAGUCAUGUUAUCGUGGAUGAAAUCCAUGAGAGAGAUAUUAACACAGACUUCCUGCUGGUGGUUCUGCGAGACGUCGUUCAGGCCUACCCUGAAGUUAGAGUCAUCCUCAUGUCUGCCACCAUUGAUACCAGCAUGUUCUGUGAAUACUUCUUCAAUUGCCCCAUCAUUGAAGUCUAUGGCAGAACCUUCGCAGUUCAAGAGUAUUUUUUGGAAGACUGCAUUCAGAUGACUAAAUUCAUUCCUCCACCAAAGGACAAGAAGAAGAAAGAUAAGGAUGAAGAAGGCGGUGAAGAUGAUGAUGCCAAUUGCAACCUUAUCUGUAGUAAUGAAUAUGGCCCAGAAACAAGACACCGCAUGUCCCAGCUGAAUGAGAAGGAAACCCCCUUUGAGCUCAUUGAGGCCCUGUUGAAGUACAUUGAGACCUUGAAUGCACCAGGAGCAGUCCUUGUCUUUUUGCCUGGCUGGAAUCUGAUAUACACCAUGCAGAAAUACCUGGAAAUGAACCCACACUUCGGGAGCCAGCGGUACAGAAUCCUCCCUCUGCAUUCUCAGAUUCCUCGAGAGGAGCAGCGCAAAGUGUUUGACCCAGUGCCCCCUGGAAUGACCAAGGUAAUUUUGUCCACCAACAUUGCAGAGACCAGCAUUACCAUCAAUGAUGUUGUCUACGUUAUUGAUUCUUGCAAGCAAAAGGUGAAACUGUUUACUGCUCACAACAACAUGACCAACUAUGCCACUGUGUGGGCCUCAAAAACUAACCUAGAGCAGCGGAAAGGACGAGCUGGUCGUGUCCGCCCUGGAUUCUGUUUCCAUCUCUGCAGCAGAGCUCGCUUUGAGAGGCUUGAGACUCAUAUGACCCCUGAGAUGUUCCGAACACCCCUGCAUGAAAUUGCUUUGAGCAUCAAACUACUAAGACUGGGAGGGAUUGGACAGUUCCUGGCCAAAGCUAUAGAGCCACCCCCUCUGGAUGCGGUGAUUGAAGCAGAGCAUACACUCAGAGAGCUCGAUGCCCUGGACUCCAAUGAUGAACUGACACCUCUUGGGCGAAUUUUGGCUAGGCUCCCCAUUGAACCUCGCCUUGGGAAGAUGAUGAUAAUGGGAUGUAUUUUCUAUGUGGGAGAUGCUGUAUGUACCAUCUCUGCAGCCACCUGUUUCCCCGAGCCGUUCAUCAGCGAGGGAAAGAGAUUGAGUUACGUCCACAGGAAUUUUGCUGGAAACCGAUUUUCUGAUCAUGUGGCCCUGCUUUCCGUGUUCCAAGCCUGGGAUAAUGCCAGAAUGGGUGGGGAAAACGCAGAAAUCCGCUUCUGUGAGCACAAGAGACUCAACAUGGCAACACUCCGAAUGACUUGGGAAGCCAAAGUGCAGUUGAAAGAUAUACUUGUUAGCGCUGGAUUCCCAGAAGAAUGCUUGAUGACGCAAAUGUUUAAUAACACUGGACCAGAUAACAGUCUGGAUGUCGUUAUCUCUCUGCUGGCUUUUGGCUUGUAUCCCAAUGUCUGCUUCCACAAGGAGAAGAGGAAGAUUCUCACCACUGAGGGGCGCAAUGCACUCAUUCACAAAUCAUCAGUUAACUGCCCAUUCAGCAGUCAAGACAUGAAGUACCCUUCUCCAUUCUUUGUAUUUGGAGAAAAGAUCCGGACACGGGCCAUCUCUGCCAAAGCAAUGACUUUAGUGAGCCCUUUGCAGCUGCUGCUCUUUGGCUCAAAGAAAGUUGUAUCUGAUGGAGAGAUCAUUAUGUUGGAUGACUGGAUCAAAUUACGGAUGCCUCACAACGUAGCUGCCUUUAUCGCUGCCUUGCGUGCAGCAAUGGAAGCCCUUGUGGUGGAAGUAACUAAAAACCCAGAAAUCAUCAGUGACAUAGAUCCACUGAACAAACAGAUGUUGAAUGUAAUUUGGGAGAUCUCCAAACCAUUAGCUGCUGGCAUCAACCUCACAACAGGCAAUAUGAGGUUUGGUGAUGGGCCUCGUCCACCCAAAAUGGCUCGAUACGACAAUGGAGGUGGCUAUAGAGGAAGAGGUGGUGGUGGUGGCUACAGGGGUGGAUAUGGAAGCGGAUACGGAGGCGGAUAUAAUUCUUACCGUGGUGGCUCUGGGGGAAGGGGAUAUUCAGGUGGUGCUGGAGGUGGUGGUUUUCGAGGUGCUGGAGGAUACCGAGGUUCAGGUGGAGGAUACCAGAGUGGGGGAAAUAGAGGGGGUGGGUUUAGAGGAGGUUGGGGUGGUCGAGGCGGCUACUGAAGAAACUAUACUAUUACCAGAAUAAAAUGACGCAUUAACUUGUUUUCUUCUAUACUUUUUUUUGCUUAUAAUGUCGAAGUGUUCCUACUCUUGGAGUUCACAAUAGUGUGAAAUGUUGAUUUGAAUUUUGAUAUUUAUAAAAAAAAUACACAUUGAGAUCACUGUUAUUCCGGGUUAUGUUCAUUAUGAUCCUAAUAAGACACUUUAGUUUUAAAUGGAUUGAUAAUGUACUAGGCAAUGUUUCAUCUUGACAUACAUUUAAAUGACUGGUAAACUUUUACACUUGUUGGAAACAUAAAUGGAUCUAUUUAGUUUGCUCGGUGAGCUUAAUCUGCUCUUUCUCAUGCUGUAUAAUCUGAAUGGAGCCUUCCAUACUGGGCAAGAGACCAGGUUUCACGUUGUUUUAUUUAUCUGUUUAAAACAUGUUUAGGCUGCUUUUCUGCAACUCAAAGCAGCUUGUAAAAAUAAAAAUACAGUAUUAAAUAGAACGCUGCAAAUAUCAGA
Messenger RNA from Elgaria multicarinata webbii, 4358 nucleotides. RefSeq names its product DExH-box helicase 9 (gene DHX9). The record is from RefSeq and is a predicted model, not a curated record. The transcript has 28 exons. Gene Ontology annotation, cellular component: ribonucleoprotein complex; cytoplasm; intracellular anatomical structure. Gene Ontology annotation, molecular function: 3'-5' DNA helicase activity; 3'-5' DNA/RNA helicase activity; ATP hydrolysis activity. NCBI's taxonomy places the organism in Eukaryota, Metazoa, Chordata, Lepidosauria, Squamata, Anguidae. Gene Ontology annotation, biological process: regulation of mRNA processing; positive regulation of transcription by RNA polymerase II. The coding region runs from base 105 to 3854 and encodes 1249 amino acids.